CUCUCUCUAUCUCUAUCUCUCUCACCCUCACCCUCUCUCUGUGUCGCCGUAUCUCUCCUUUCCCCUCUCUCUCCAUCUCCUUAUCUUUUCUCCUUUCCAAAUAGAUUGCGGGAAAGAAGAAAAAUGCGGGCAUUCGGUUUGCACAGCGGCUUUCAUUCAUUUCGGGCAAUAAUCUUUCCUCGGGACAUCGCAUUUGGUGUAGGGAAAUGUGAACAGGCUUAAAGUAUGGAAUGCAAAGAUGGUUUCUGCCAAGAAGGAGAUGGUGAUUGCGAUGUCCUCCAGUUACAUUUCCAUUCUGAUUUACUUUCUCUGCGUGACAGCAUGCAUAAGAAAAUGUUCAGGACACAUCAAAAAGGAUGAAAAGCUAUACCCCGAAAAUUUCACGCGCAUAUUAGACCGACUUCUGGAUGGCUAUGACAACAGACUGCGACCUGGAUUCGGAGGUCCAGUUACAGAAGUCAAAACCGACAUAUAUGUGACAAGCUUUGGGCCAGUAUCUGAUGUUGAAAUGGAAUAUACAAUGGAUGUUUUCUUUCGUCAAACAUGGGUAGACAAGAGACUGAAAUAUGAUGGCCCCAUUGAAAUCCUCCGGCUAAAUAACCUCAUGGUCACCAAAGUUUGGACACCUGACACUUUCUUUAGAAAUGGAAAAAAAUCAGUUUCACAUAACAUGACAGCUCCAAACAAGUUAUUCAGGAUAAUGAGAAAUGGUACUAUUCUGUACACAAUGAGGCUUACAAUAAGUGCAGAGUGUCCAAUGAGACUUGUGGAUUUCCCUAUGGAUGGACAUGCUUGCCCUCUUAAGUUUGGAAGCUAUGCAUACCCAAAAACUGAGAUGAUUUACACAUGGACUAAAGGACCCCAAAACUCAGUAGAAGUUCCAGAAGAAUCUUCUAGUUUGGUUCAGUAUGAUCUGAUUGGACAGACGGUGUCAAGUGAAACUGUUAAAUCCAUUACAGGUGAAUAUAUUGUGAUGACAGUGUAUUUCCAUUUGAAACGAAAAAUGGGCUACUUUAUGAUUCAGACAUAUAUACCAUGCAUUAUGACAGUGAUCUUAUCUCAAGUGUCAUUUUGGAUAAAUAAAGAGUCUGUUCCUGCUAGAACAGUUUUUGGUAUAACAACUGUCUUGACAAUGACAACACUAAGCAUCAGUGCUCGGCAUUCCCUACCAAAGGUUUCAUAUGCUACAGCAAUGGACUGGUUCAUCGCUGUCUGCUUUGCUUUUGUAUUCUCUGCUCUCAUUGAAUUUGCAGCUGUCAACUACUUUACAAAUGCUCAAAUAGAAAAGGCUAAAAAGAAGACAGUAAAAAAUCCACCUGCAUCUAAGCCUACACCCUCAAAGAAAUCUAAUGAAAAUGAAGAAGUGCAACAGAAUGCUGACACAAAUGGCAAUUUGAGGAAAAGAAUGAACUACAUGACUCAGACAGAUCCCAGCAAUGGACAAAGAGUUGACUCUGGAAGCAAUAACAAAGAUGGAAUUAUGAGACAGCCUUUGGUUGGCCAGGUACCUUCCCCUGGUGCUCCAUUGUCUUUACUUCAUUCUAGUCCCAAUCCAUUCAGCUAUGUAAGUGCCACCUCACCAGCUUUACCAGCAAGGAGCACUCCUCCAGCUCCACCAUCAACGCCUACUUUGCCCAGUCGUGUGCCAUUAAAUGCACUAGUUGGGCCUGCUUCAAUUCAGAAUCUUCUAGGUGCUAAGCUUGAACAUAUCCAGACCACAGCGAAUAAAAUGGAAAUACAUCUAAAGCAACCAUCACCAAGUCCUGCUCCAUCCAGUCCUUCGCCAGGUGCUGGAACAAGUAAAAUUGACAAGUAUGCACGCAUACUGUUUCCAGUUACCUUUGGAGCUUUUAACAUGGUGUACUGGGUGGUAUACUUAUCCAAGGACACAAUGGAAUCAAAAGAAGGCUGAAAGACUUAUCUUAUUAGAGAAACUUUUCUAUACAGUUUAAGCAAAAAAAUGGCCAAAUUAUGUAGGGGCUUCUUUCAAUCUAAUUUUUAAAGAUGUCAUACUUUUGUAACAUUACUAACAAGGUAUCCAACAAUGAUUAAAUUACCUCACAGUAAUCUGUAUUAAAUAUGUACUCUGCAUAAAGUCAGAUUUUAAAAUGCAUUAAUAUGAUGUCAGCUAUACCUUUAAACAGCAUGUACAUGGAAAUAUAUUCCGGUAUAUCAAAAUUAUAAACAAUUUGUGUUUGUUUCCCAAUUGAUGUACCUGGAUAUUAGUGUCAAACUAUGUAAUCUAGCAAUACCUGAUAUUUCCAGCUUGUUUGCUUUUGUUUAGAGAGAAAAUGCCUAACAUUUUAGGCCCAAUUGUACUGUUAUAAUCCUAAUUUUAUUUUGAAUUUGCACACCACUCAUAAUACAUAAAAGGUGUAGUCUGCAGGAAUGAUAUGUCUAUGACAAAUCAUGUACAGUAGUAUUAAGACUGGAAUUAUAUUACACUUUUUGAUAUAUUUUUUUCCUUUCUGUGGAUGGGUUGGGCUCUGGAUGGUUGAAUGUUUUUAGUUGUUUUUCUAAUAUAAAAUAUUUUAGAUUUGUUUGGUUUUAAUACAGUUCUCUUUACCAAUGUCUAUUCCGAAUACUCCAAGAAUUUUACAUAGUGCUAGUUGUAUGGCUCAGCUAAUUUUACACUAACGAACGUUUUUCAAAUAUAAAAGUGUUUAAAACAUGUAUACUUCUUGAUAGUUGUUAAGGUUUAAAGCAUCCAAGUCAAAGUUCAUAUUGCCUUUUAAAGCGCUUUGUGGUAGUGCUUAGUACAAACAAAAAUGAUGUACACAACAAAGAACAACCGAUAGACUUAAAUUUUAAAAGUCAGGUGUUAAUUUAAAUUGUUUGGAAAUAAUUCAUAUUGGAAAUAAAUGUGAUUCAAAGAGUA
Molecule: messenger RNA, 2878 nt
Organism: Polypterus senegalus (gray bichir)
Lineage: Eukaryota; Metazoa; Chordata; Cladistia; Polypteriformes; Polypteridae
Product: gamma-aminobutyric acid receptor subunit alpha-4-like
Exons: 9
Coding region: 239-1912 (557 amino acids)
Biological process (GO): nervous system process; monoatomic ion transmembrane transport; signal transduction
Cellular component (GO): synapse; neuron projection; GABA-A receptor complex
Molecular function (GO): benzodiazepine receptor activity; inhibitory extracellular ligand-gated monoatomic ion channel activity; GABA-gated chloride ion channel activity
Source: RefSeq, a predicted model, not a curated record